UCGAACGUAGCGGUUGGUUCUACAGAAAAACAGACAAGCAGCCGCGACGCGUCGUUCGCAAAAAAAGAUACAAAACAACCAAAACUCAACGUGUUUUUUAUACUACGCCAGAGCCCGGGGAAUAAUCAGAGUGUAUGUGUGUUUUUUAUGAUUGUUAUUUGAUUUUGGUAGCAUUUAAAUUGCUAUAAAUUUAGAAUACAAUUUAAAAGGUGUUCGUGAUUCAUUAACUGCCAUAAUAAAUUAAUUGUUUAAACCUUUUGGCGGCCUUUGGAGCAACAAUUCGGGCUGCACUUGAAACAAAUUACAUUAUGCCGACUAUACGGCGCUGCUGCAUCAUUGGCUGCCUGUCCAAUUCCAGACAGCAGCCCACUAUGCAGUUCUUUGCAUUUCCACGUCCCGACAAUCCGUUUCACAAACUCUGGAAGGAGGCGUGCCACGCCUCGCUGCGACGCAUUAUACCCUUCAAGAAGCCAGUGGUGUGUGCCAUGCACUUUGAUCCCAGUGUGCUGGGUGGGCGCAGGCUGCAGUCAAAUGCGCUGCCCACACUCAGACUGGAGGUGCCUUCGAAUCUGGAGGAGGUGGAGCAGCAGGCCAUGGUGCAAGAGAUUGAGCGCAGUCGCAAGUGCGCCUAUAUAAAUGCUGUGGUCUAUGAGUGGCUGGUGCGUGCCAAUGUUAAUCCACAGCUGCGUGGCAGCAUUACGCAUGGCAUGAUCAAGGACAAGGCGGAGAAUGCGCGUCAGGUCAUUGGCAGCAACUCGUUUACUUCCGACAAUCGUUGGCUCAAUCGAUUUCGUGAGACGCAUCUGCAGGGCUUUGCGCAAAAAUUGGCCACCAAUCAGCUGAAGCCGCUGGGCACAUCGCUUUGGAUACCGGAUAUUGUGCAGGAUUUGCAGCAUUUGUUUCCGCCUGCUAGCGCUGAACGUGUAGCCAAGCUGGAGGAGAUGCCGGAGCAGUAUAUGAACUAUAUGCAGCAGUAUGGCGAGUAUGAGGAAGAUGAGGACAGCAUGGAUGUCAAGGAACAAAGCUAUCAGGAGCAACAACAACAGCAGCACUAUGCGCUGCAGCAACAGCAGCUGCAACAGAUGAACCCCGCCUGGCCACCGUUUGUGCCACAUGCGCCACAUGGCCAUCCCGGCUUUAAUAGCUACAACGAUUACUACUUUGAGCGCCAUCAGCAGCAGCUGCAACAGCAAAUGCAACAACAGCUGCAAGCUCAAUUUCCCACGCCACUCAUAGCGCCGCCUGCUUCAUCGCUGUCGCCACCGCAGCGUGAACCCUUCCAGCCACAAUUGCCACCCAAUGCAGUGCCACAACUACGUCACAGUCCCUUCCAGCCCGUGCAGCUGGCCAAGCGGCCCAAGCUGGAGUCUCCCGCCGACGACGAGGUGCAAGCCAUUAACAACGCUGCUGCGUCAGCGUGUGCCUCGCCCAUCAGUCGCAGCUCUGAGCACAAGAGUUCACCCAGUCCCAAGGAGCAGAAUAACAACAGCAGCGGGCGUGAUAGUGCCAGCAGCAAGGAGAAUGCACCCAAGAUUAUAGACUGCACCAGCGGCAAAUCAACGCCUGUACUUUCGGUCAAGGGCAGCAAUCCUGCUACGCCUGCGCCCAGCUCACCCAAGAAGCUAGCCAAUGGUCACAGCUCACCCGCGCCCGCAGCCAAGGACAUUGCCAGCGUGCUCAAAGAGCUGGACAGUUAUACACAGGCUCUGGAAUAUCUCAAACCGCUGGAGGAGUUUGUGCUGCUCAAGGAAAACUUUCGUGCCAUUGGGCUGCUGUCACAACUGGAGCUGGUGCUGCGCAAGGGCGACAAAGCAACGCUCAUCGAGGGCUAAAACCACAGCGAACAAAAACGCACAAAACACAAAUGUGAUGCAAACUUGUAUAUACAUACAAUAUAAAUUAGCCAAUUAAUGUAAUUUUGUAGUAUUAUUAACUCUAACAAGACAUGGCCAUUUGUUGCUUAAAC
Messenger RNA from Drosophila busckii, 1966 nucleotides. Its product is annotated as bromodomain-containing protein DDB_G0280777. The transcript is spliced from 2 exons. Bases 309 to 1832 code for a protein of 507 amino acids. NCBI's taxonomy places the organism in Eukaryota, Metazoa, Arthropoda, Insecta, Diptera, Drosophilidae. The record is from RefSeq and is a predicted model, not a curated record.